Molecule: messenger RNA, 660 nt
Organism: Neopsephotus bourkii (Bourke's parrot)
Lineage: Eukaryota; Metazoa; Chordata; Aves; Psittaciformes; Psittacidae
Gene: IFT20
Product: intraflagellar transport 20
Exons: 4
Coding region: 16-414 (132 amino acids)
Biological process (GO): intraciliary transport; protein localization to cilium; centrosome localization
Cellular component (GO): intraciliary transport particle B; Golgi apparatus; cilium
Source: RefSeq, a predicted model, not a curated record
GGGUCGGUCCGGGCCAUGGCGCAGGCGGCGCUGAGCGUGGCGGGGCUGCACUUCGAUGAGCUGAACAAGCUGCGGGUCCUGGACCCCGAGGCGGCGCAGCAGACGGCGCAGCUCCGCGAGGAGUGCGGGGCCUUCCUGGACAAAAUAGCUGAAUUCCAGAAGAUAGUGGGGAGCUUGAUUGAGCUUGUGGAUCAGCUGGCAAAAGCUGCAGAAAGCGAGAAGAUGAAGGCCAUCGGUGCGCGGAACCUGCUGAAGUCUAUAGCAAAGCAGAGGGAAGCUCAGGAGCAGCAGCUUCAGGCUUUAAUAGCUGAGAAGAAGAUGCAGCUGCAGAGGUACCAGGUAGAGUACGAGACUCUGUGUAAAAUUGAAGCUGACCAGAACGAAUUCAUUGACCAAUUCAUUUUCCAGAAAUAGAGGAUUUUAAGAUAAAACCAAACUUGACCAUUCCAGAAUCUUGACAACUUCAAAAUAUGCAAUUUUUCACUGUGUAUGACUGAAGAGCUUGUCUGUACCAAUGGAAGUGUUUGAAUUCAGAGUGACUUACACUACGAGUGGCAAUAAGGAGGGCUUUCUAACGGGGUGAAGACUGUUGUGUCUUUUGAUUUUGUAAGUUUUGUACAGUCUACUUCUAAUCCAAAUUACAGUUGAAUUGAUACUGCU